AUGUUAUUAGCACUUAGAGACGAUCCUCUUAAAACGAGAACACUUAAACACCGGGAGUGGGGCACGAGGGCAGCGCAGAGCAUCUGUGAUGAGGGGCGAGGGGUGAAGGGGGUCCGAGCACGUGUGGGGCGGGGCUUCGCGAGCCGCCGGGUGCCGCAGCACGUAUCGAUCGGGUCGCUACGUAUCCAUUCACCGCCGAUCGAAGCUCGCCUGCAUCGCGACCCUUACCGACCCCUCAAUGGUAUGCUACCACUGCCAUUCAUUGCGAUUGCGAUUAUUCAGAUUGACAUGUUUAUCAGUUUGGCGGUCACAUUACGUAACUUUCUUAUAGUGCGGCUUUUCUGUGCUGAUUUAAUUUCCUUUUUCUUUCUAUGA
This is a messenger RNA of Pieris macdunnoughi, 375 nucleotides long. The record is from the annotation of a GenBank genome assembly. Lineage: Eukaryota; Metazoa; Arthropoda; Insecta; Lepidoptera; Pieridae.